Messenger RNA from Nelumbo nucifera (sacred lotus), 2288 nucleotides. RefSeq lists its product as uncharacterized. Gene Ontology annotation, cellular component: membrane. The record is from RefSeq and is a predicted model, not a curated record. Gene Ontology annotation, biological process: negative regulation of GTPase activity. NCBI's taxonomy places the organism in Eukaryota, Viridiplantae, Streptophyta, Magnoliopsida, Proteales, Nelumbonaceae. Gene Ontology annotation, molecular function: small GTPase binding.
ACAAAAAGAGAAGUAAUGGGAGAAGAGAAAAAGGGAAAUGGAUUGAAAUCUGUUGGCCAUGUCAUUGACACUAACAAAUACCUACAAACGCAACAUUCCUCUCCGUGGUUUAUAAUAAUUUCUUGUAUGUUGAUUUAACCUCUUUUAUUUAUUUAUUUAUUUAUGGUUACUGCUUUGUUUCAACGAGGGUUUUUCUUCCUCUCGGAACUCAGAAGGCAGAUCUAGGGUCAAUCCUUUCUCCCCCUUUGGCUAGCCGUUUUCUCCUAUUUCCCGCCGCUUUUCCACGAACGUUAUCUCGUCGGACUUCCGUUCACUUGCUGUUAGUUACAUCAUUUUUUUCGGCUUUUGUUUCUCCGGGUUUUCUUCUUGUUCUUGUUCUUUUUUUUGUUGGUCUGGGUCAAAAAUGUCUGUUGCCGAAGCGGAGACAGAGAUGGGACAGGAGGAGGAGAAGGUUGUAAAGGGUGGAGAGCUGUUGUUUUGCGGCGGAACUAAUUGGGAUACCAUUGGCCGUAAAGGAACUCCAGCUGAUGGGAACUUGGUUUCACCCACUCGCUUGCGGCCUCUUGUUGGUGUCGACAUUCGUUUUGUUGCUUCGGGUUGCACGUCUUGUCACUGUGUGGCUUUGGAUGUUGAAGGUCGUUGCUACACUUGGGGCCGAAAUGAGAAGGGGCAGUUGGGACAUGGAGAUACGCUUCAGCGUGAUCGACCAACAGUUGUGUCUGACCUAUCGAAAUAUAAAAUCAUCAAAGCAGGAGCAGGAAGGAGCCAUACAGUGGUAGUAACUGAAGAUGGAAGUUCCUUCUCUUUUGGCUGGAAUAAACAUGGACAGUUGGGUUCAGGUUCAAUAAGGAAUGAAAUUGAGCUAUCUCCUGUCCGCUGUCUGGUGUCUGAAGUUACAAAUGCUGUUUGUGGUGCUGACUUUACUGUGUGGCUAUCUUCUAUCCAAGGAUCUUCUAUACUAACUGCAGGUCUUCCACAGUAUGGCCAACUUGGACAUGGGACGGAUAAUGAGUACAAUGCCAAAGAAAGCUCAGUAAGACUUGCAUAUGAACCUCAGCCUCGACCAAGAGCUAUUGCUUCUCUUGCAGGAGAAACCAUUGUCAAAGUUUCAUGUGGAACAAACCAUACAGUUGCUGUGGAUUCAAAAGGAUUUGUGUAUACAUGGGGAUUUGGUGGCUAUGGAAGGCUUGGGCAUAGAGAACAGAAGGAUGAAUGGGUUCCUCGUCGUGUUGAAGUCUUUCAAAGGCAGAAUGUUCUCCCUCCUGAUGCAGUGGUUUCAGCUGGUUCUGUUAGUUCUGCAUGCACAGCUGGUGGAGGGCAAUUGUAUAUGUGGGGCAAGAUAAAGAACACUGGUGAUGACUGGAUGUACCCAAAGCCUGUUAUGGAUUUAAGUGGAUGGCAUCUAAGGUGCAUGGAUUCAGGCUCCAUGCACCAUUUAUGUGGAGCUGAUGAAUCAUGUAUAAGUUGGGGUCAUGCUCAAUAUGGAGAGCUUGGAUAUGGUCCCAUGGGGCCAAAAUCUUCUGCCAUACCCAAAAAGGUUGACAUCCUGGAGGGUAUGCAUGUCCUUGGUGUUGCAUGUGGUUUGGGCCAUUCUAUGGUUAUUGUUGCUAGAGCCAAUGUUGGUGAAAGGCUUGAAGAGCUAAAUGUUUAUGAUGGAAAAACUUCUGCUGAAGGGAGUGCUGAACCCAAGAACACAAGUCCGGCAUCCAAGAGAAAUAUUAAAAAAGGUGGCACCAAAGCUUCUGGCAACUCCAAUAAAAGGAAGAAGUCCAAGGAUUCUUCAGAUUCUGAAGAAGAGAAUAAUAUUGACGAUGACAGCAAUGGUAGUGGGGAGGAUGCUAAUGGCCAAACAGAAAGAGGGGGGCGGGGUGGUAAUACUUCUGGUAGAGGACGUGGUAGGGGGAAGAAAGGCACUGGGAGUGGGCGGGGGCGGCCUCCUGCUGAUGAGAAGAAGAGUUCUAGGCAUGUUCGAGGGAGGGGAAAAUCGGGGAAAAGAGGGAGGUCUACCUAGUGAAGAGACUCCUUCCUUCGGCCACCCAGAAUUUUGUUUUCUCAAUGCACAGAAAUUUCAUUAUUUUCCCCAUUGGCAGGUAUCUGAUUUUGGGUUUCCUUUUCCAUACUUUAUAAAUUCAUUGUGUUCAAACACCGACAAUUUUAUUUCACAAAAAUUUGGGGCUUCACUCCCUUGGUGGGGGAGUGGAAGAUGGAGCAAAAGCUCUCAUCGGCUUUGUAUUUUUAACUAUUUACUUGUUUUUCAAUCACAAGGCUAUAGUUUUAUCAUGCUUUCA